AUGGCCAAAAAUCUCGUGGAUCUUCGAUCCCUCGAGAUCGCCUCCAAAUAUGAUGGACACUUAAUGUGCCCUAUCUGCCACUGUCCCUUCGUUCACCCCAUGCAAUUGAACUGUGACCACAUCUUCUGCCAGCACUGCCUGGAUGUUUGCGUCGGACUUGAUACUUUGGACGAUGUUCUCUGUCCCACUUGUCGAUCGCCUAUCGAUCCCGCCAUUAAGAGCGCCCCCAGACUUAUUUCAGCAAUGUGUGAUGACAUACUCGUAAAGUGCCCUUACAAUGCUUACGGGUGCGACGAAGUCGUGCAACGAUGCCAUAUACAGGCGCAUGUCGACAAAUACUGUGACUAUAUGCCUAUCCCAUGCCUUGAUGUGACCUGUAAAAAGAUGAUCCGUGCCAAAGAUGCCCCCUCGGAUAAUCGCUGUCUACAUGAGUUGCACGAGUGCGAGGACUGUGGCGAGAUGAUAGCUGAGCUUCACCUUAAUAGACAUCUUAAGAAAGAAUGCCCGCAAGCAGAAAUCAAGUGUUCUGGCUGCGGCGCUACAUUUUGUCGGAACAAACUUCAGGAGCAUGAUGAAGUCUGCCCUACAAGCCCUUGCCGCGCCGCUUCCUAUGGGUGCAACGUCAGGCUCUCCAAAUCCGAAAUCACAGCACAUGAAGAAUACUGCCCGAUUAUUGUCCUUGGACCGUAUUUUGAAAAGCAGUCAACACGUAUUGCAUCCAUGGAAGCUACAAUUAGGCAGCUUCAGCAACGUAACGAAGUUCUCGAAGAAGGUAUCGCCGCCAUCCGCUCUUCUCUACAAAUAAACCCUCCUAUAUUGCCAACGUCAGAGGGUGCGCCAGACCCACCAGAACCAGUAGUUGAAGACGCACCACCUCCAUCCAUUUCGGAGUUUCAGACCGAGCCAGACGUGCUGCCAGAGCCAGAUGUGCGGCCAGAGCCAGCCGCUCCUGUCGGCAAUACAAACCCCACCACCUACCUCCUCUCCAUCCACGAGUCCCUCCGCGAUGACGUUGCUCAACUCAGCAGCGCUUUAUCCGACUUAGAUGCUCGUACAAAUAUGUCUAUCAUGAAUGAAAAUAUUCGCCUUCGGGAAGACAUGGCCCAUAUAAGCGCAGGGUUGAAUACAGUCCGAAUGCAGGUACAUAUGCUCAUUAAUUCUCGCCUACAUCAAGGGCAACAAAGGGCGAUGACUCCGCGACCCGCCCCACCUGCUGGUAAUGGAGGGACCAAUGAAAUAGAUAUCCCCGGGCCGUCGACCGCUACUGGCCAAGAUCGAGUCGAGCCAGAUUCCCAACCCAGACCCAGGAGACUCAGCGACAGUCGCGAGGGCACGAAAUUAUGA
Molecule: messenger RNA, 1344 nt
Organism: Ophidiomyces ophidiicola
Lineage: Eukaryota; Fungi; Ascomycota; Eurotiomycetes; Onygenales; Onygenaceae
Exons: 2
Coding region: 1-1344 (447 amino acids)
Molecular function (GO): zinc ion binding
Source: RefSeq, a predicted model, not a curated record